GUGAGUGGCAGUGAAUGGACAACCUGACAUUUACAAACAGCAUUCUGCUGGUGGAGGGACUGAAAGUUACACCUCAGUCAUCUUAUCCUGUUUUUAUCCUGCUUCUCUUGACAUAUGCCUUUAUUAUGGUAUCUAAUAUUGGACUUAUAAUUCUUAUCUCAACGGAGAAGAACCUGCAUCACCCUAUGCAUUUCUUGUUCUGCAAUCUACCACUGAAUGAUAUGCUUGGGACCACUGUUAUUUUGCCACGCUUGCUGCGGGAUAUUUUUAGGGAAAGCUCAGAGCGAUAUAUUACAUACACGGAGUGUGUCAUUCAAGCAUAUUUUGUACACGUAUUUGCAGCAGCAUGCCACUAUGUGCUGAUGAUCAUGGCUUUUGACAGAUAUGUAGCUAUAUGUAAUCCAUUACGAUAUUCAGCUAUAAUGACAAAUAAAAAGGUGAUUAGAUUAUCGGCUUAUGCCUGGGGGGUGGCAAUAUUUGUUGUGACAGUCAUGUUAGGUCUCACUGUUCGUCUCUCUCGCUGCAGAUAUAAAAUUGAAAACCCUUUCUGUGACAAUGCCUCCCUGUUUAAACUGUCCUGUGAAGAUGUGUCUGUUAAUAAUGUGUUUGGACUUAUAUAUACUGUCAUUUUAUGCUGCGUGUCAAUAUUGUAUAUUUUUAUAACAUAUGUCAAGAUUGCUACUGUGUGUCUCACCAGAAAAAGCAAAGCACUCAACAGCAAAGCCAUAAAAACCUGCAGCACUCAUUUAGCUGUUUAUUUAAUCAUGUAUGUAUGUGGAGCCACUUUUAUUACUUUGCACCGUUUCAUUGAAUAUGCAGAAAAUAGGAAACUAGCUAGUAUAAUGUUUCACAUUGUACCACCAGGUUUAAAUCCUUUAGUAUAUGGUUUACAAACCAAAGAGAUAAGAGAAAAGAUUAUUAAACUAUGCCGAAGGAAAAGGAAAUAAUGAUUAUUUCUAAUUGUUAAUCUUUUCAAAUUAUUUUUUCAUAAAACAUGUAAAUGUCAAUAUUAUCUGAAUAUGUAUGAAUGUAUGCUUUUGUUAUUUAUAGAUGUUAAAUCAUUACAACUGGGAUAUAUUUAUAUCACAGAUUUUUACUGAAAAUAUCAUCCAAAUAUCUUUUAUCACAGUUGAUUCUGUUGAUUGUAAUUUAACCUAAUGUAAACAAAUCAGGCACCACCUGAAAAAGGUUAAAUGGUGUAGUCAUUAGUACAACAAAAUACUGAGAAAAACAAAACCAACAUGAGUACACAAAUUAAACAAGAACAAAUAAAGCAAGCUUAUGCCAUUUAAUUUGUGUGGUAUAUGGGAAGCAAAAAAAGAUGCACUUGCUAACAACUGGGUAACACUUUACUAUAAAAUUGUAUUAGUAAACAUUGUAAUGCAUUUUUUAACA
Messenger RNA from Misgurnus anguillicaudatus (oriental weatherfish), 1395 nucleotides. RefSeq names its product olfactory receptor 8G17-like. Gene Ontology annotation, biological process: G protein-coupled receptor signaling pathway; detection of chemical stimulus involved in sensory perception of smell. Gene Ontology annotation, cellular component: membrane. Gene Ontology annotation, molecular function: G protein-coupled receptor activity; odorant binding; olfactory receptor activity. The record is from RefSeq and is a predicted model, not a curated record. NCBI's taxonomy places the organism in Eukaryota, Metazoa, Chordata, Actinopteri, Cypriniformes, Cobitidae.